This is a messenger RNA of Trichoderma virens Gv29-8, 789 nucleotides long. RefSeq lists its product as uncharacterized. The transcript has a single exon. The annotation marks the transcript as partial. NCBI's taxonomy places the organism in Eukaryota, Fungi, Ascomycota, Sordariomycetes, Hypocreales, Hypocreaceae. The record is from RefSeq and is a predicted model, not a curated record.
CACUUACUAGGGAAAAAGUCGUGGAAUGUCUACAAUGCCGACAACAUCGCCCGCGUCCGAAGAGACGAGGCAGCCGCCAAGGCCGCGGAGGAAGAGGAGGAGCGGCGCAUGCAAGAAAUCGAUGCUCAGAGGCGAUUAGCGAUCCUGCGCGGCGAAUCGCCUCCCCCCUUAGAAGACGAGCGAGAUGUUGAAUCAGAAAAGGCUGAGAGCACUUCCGUCAGCGCGCGAUCAAGAUUCCCUGGUCAAGGCCGCAAGAGGAAGCGGCCGGGGGAGGACGAUACCGAGUUCGAGCUACGUUUGGCGCAAGAGAGGAGCAGCGCAAAAUACGCAGUUGUUGAAUCCAGUCGCAAGCCAGCGAGCUCGGCUCCGAUCAUCGAUGGUGCUGGACACAUUGACCUCUUUGGCGACGAACGAGCAAGAGCACAUGCAGAGAAGAACGAAGAAGCCGAAGCCGAAAAGAAAAAGAAGGAAAAGGAAUAUGAAGAUCAAUAUACUAUGCGGUUUUCCAACGCGGCUGGGAAAGAUGGCCUUAGCAGGCCUUGGUAUUCACAGCGUGAAGGGGUUGCUCCAGACGCUUCGUCCAGAGACGUCUGGGGGAAUAAUGACCCCGAUCGCAAGGCUCGCGACACUCACCGAAUCAAUUCCAACGAUCCAUUGGCCAUGAUGAAGAAAGGCGCGUCACAAAUUCGCGAGCUGAAGAGAGAGCGCAUGAAAAUACAGGCAGAGAGAGAUGAUGAACUCAGACAACUGCGCAAAGAAGAACAUCGCGACAGACACAGGCAUCGACAU